AUGGCGUUCAACCUCGGCGAGCAUCACGACCCGGAGCUUGACAAGCAGUUGAAGAGCCUGGAUGCCUCGUCGAGAGUGCCCAGCGGAAGAGACACCAGGUGCCAUAAUUUGGUCGAGAACGCCAAGGGGGGAGAGUGGAAGGAGCGCUUCUUGUCCGAGCAGCUACCACGCAUGGAGGACAGCAUCACGGAAGAGCAGCCGCCGCAGAAGAAUGCCCCGCCCAUUUCCCCCGUCUCACCUCCGUGCCUCGCGCAUGACACAAGAGGGACCAAUAACACGUUCUUGAAAACUGCAACCGGAAGUGAGAUGAUUCAGAACCGGCUCAAACCGUAUGCCCAAAUGAUCGACGGCAGGCCGAGGUGCCCCUUCGCGACUCCGGAGUCCAUCAGGAAUGCUCUGCAGUUUGUGGCCAAGAAAGGCGACCUGUUGCAGGCGUCAUUUCCCAAAAGCGGCACCCACUGGGUCCAGUACAUCACCCAGUUGAUACUCAAUGGCGGGAAACCGCUAGAUACGUACGAGCAGUUCACUCAACGGGCCCCGUUCAUUGAAUACCACGUGAACGCUGCUAAACACGAGACCAGCGCCCCAGUGCGGACGUUCUGCACUCACCUGCCCUUGCGCUCGGAGAAGCUGAAUCCAGAGGCGAAAUAUGUCUACGUGGCUCGCAAUCCUUGGGAUGUCUGCGUGUCCCUCUACAAUCACAUGACUUCGCUCAGCUUCUACCAAUUCCAAGACGGCACGUUCGACGACUUUCUAGAGUCUUUCUUGACAGGCUCUCUUCCUUACGGCUGCUACUUCGAACACCUGGAGGCCGGUUACUUGCUCAAGGGCAAACCGAACGUUCUCUUUCUCACGUAUGAAGAAUUGAAGAGAGACAUACGAGACGCGCUACUUCGUUUGGCUAACUUUAUCGGCGAAGACUACGGAAGCCGGCUAAAAGAAUGUGGCACAGAAGGGCGCACACAGUUGGACGCUAUCGUACAAAUGAGCACCGCUGAAAGCAUGAGAAAAGUCAUGGCGUUCAACCUCGGCGGGCAUCCCGACCCGGAGAUUGACAAGCAAUUGAAGAGCCUGGGCGUCUCAUCGAGAGUGGCCAACGGAGGAGACGCCAAGCGCUAUAAUUUUGUCAGGAACGCCAAGACGGGAGAGUGGAAGGAGCGCUUCUCGCCCGAGCAGCUACGACGCAUGGAGGCCAGGAUCGCGGAAAAGACGACUUGUUCUAGCGUUAUUAUGGACCUUUGGAGCGACAUACGAGCAGAGGCGUUGAGUUUGUGUUGA
Dermacentor andersoni is the source of this 1278-nucleotide messenger RNA. RefSeq names its product amine sulfotransferase-like. Lineage: Eukaryota; Metazoa; Arthropoda; Arachnida; Ixodida; Ixodidae. The record is from RefSeq and is a predicted model, not a curated record. Gene Ontology annotation, molecular function: sulfotransferase activity.